AUGCCUGCUGCCGAUUUACACGAGGACUUCAAACGACUCCUGAAGACCACUCCAGUCAUUGACACACACAAUGACUUGCCUUAUCAGUUGAGAUGGCAGCUUCAUUAUGAGAUUAACGAGGACAAGUUUAAGUUUGACGAGCCACUGGGUUCGCAGACGGAUCUUCAACGACUGAAACAAGGUGGUGUUGGUGUUCAGUUCUUCAGUUGCUGGAUGGAAUGUCAGAAUCCAGAUGAGCUAUACAGCGAGUUUGAAGUUCCCAGUAGUAUUGUGAGAGACACUCUUGAACAAGUUGACAUUAUCAAGAGAUUGGUGGAUAAGUACUCAAAGAGUAUGAAAUUUGUCACUUCUGCGGACGACGCGUUGAGAAACUACAUCGAAUCAGAUAAUAACAAGAUUUCUGUCACUAUGGGAGUUGAGGGCUUACACCAAGUUGAUACUUCUCUGGCCGUUGUGAGACAGUACUUUGAUCUUGGUGUCCGGUACAUUACACUGACUCACAACUGCGACAAUCCUUUUGCUACGGCAUGCACUACCAUUAUUGCCGGUAAGGAGGAUAAGGGACUGACAGAGCUGGGCCACCAAUGCAUCAAGGAGUUCAACAGAAUUGGAAUGAUGGUGGAUCUGAGUCAUGUUUCGUACAAAACCAUGGUUGAUGUGCUGAAGAUCGCCAAAGCUCCGGUCAUUUUUUCACACAGCUCGGCGUACACCAUCACUAACCACGAGAGAAAUGUUAGGGACGAUGUGUUGCAGAUGGUCAAGAAGAACGGGGGUGUUGUUUGUGUCAACUUUGUUCCUUCCUUCAUCGCAAGGGAAGGCGUUGAAGAAGCCACCAUUGAUGAUUGUGUUGAGCAUGUUUUGCACAUUGUCAAUCUGAUUGGAUGGGAUCACAUUGGGAUUGGUUCCGAUUUUGAUGGAAUGGGCUCGACAGGUCCAAAAGGACUCGAAGACGUCUCCAAGUACCCGGAUUUGGUUGUCAAGGUGUGGGAAAAGUCUGGUGCUUCGGAAGACGAUAUCAAGAAAUUUAUGGGCUUGAACAUGCUGAGAGCAUGGAAGGAAUGCGAGCUUGUUUCCGAAGCAAUGAAGAACGAGCUUCCUGUGGAGGCCAACUGGUCUGGCAGACAGUGGAGAUUCCCAGACUACAUUACGCUGUGUCCAGAACUGUUCCCUGGAGCUGGAACAUCCAAGUCCACACCAGAAAUGUUCUACAAGGUCAAGAGACUGAACUUCAAAGACGUGGAAGGCGAGUAUGAUCUUAAAUAA
Ogataea philodendri is the source of this 1263-nucleotide messenger RNA. RefSeq lists its product as uncharacterized. Gene Ontology annotation, molecular function: metallodipeptidase activity. The record is from RefSeq and is a predicted model, not a curated record. Gene Ontology annotation, biological process: proteolysis. The coding region runs from base 1 to 1263 and encodes 420 amino acids. The transcript has a single exon. NCBI's taxonomy places the organism in Eukaryota, Fungi, Ascomycota, Pichiomycetes, Pichiales, Pichiaceae.